UUUUUUUUUUUUUUUAUCUAUUUUUUUUAAUUACCAAUCAAAUCAUGGGAAAGAAACCAUUGGUAUCAAAGACGAUAGUUAUGACAUUAGCAAUGGAAGAAUCGGCACGAGCAAAACAACAACAAGAAGAAGAUUGGGAAGAAAAUGGUCCUACUAUUGAUCCUAAUUCAAACAAUUUAUUUGACGAACUGUGUACAGCCUCAAAACAAGGGGAUUUGGAAAAAGUCGAAAGUUUAGUCAAGAAUUUUGGUGCUAAUAUCAACAAGGUAGACGAAUGGCAAUGUAGUGCUUUAUAUUGGGCAUGCUUAUGUGGCAAUUAUGAUAUUGUCAAGUUCUUACUCGAAAAUGGUGCUCAGUGCGAUAGAAAUACCUUUCAAGGUGAACGAUGUUUAUAUGGCGCACUAACAAGUGAUAUUCGAACAUUAUUACUCUCAUAUAAAAUCACCAAAGCUGUAGACACCAAUCAACCUUAUCUCGCUUUCUUAUCCGACCUUUUGUAUGAACAUCCUUUUAAUGAUCUCUCUUUUACUAUUCGACUACCAACAAGUACUAUUUCUACUCAAGAUGACAAUAUUAUACAGCAUAGCUUUUCAGCUCAUAGGUUCUUAUUGGCGGCUAGAUCCCAAUUUUUCCAACGACAACUUUUACAACGAUGGCAUGGACAACAAACGAUCAAGCUUAGCAAAUCCUUGGUAGAUCCUGUGGCAUUUGCAGCUGUAUUAAGAUAUCUCUAUACUGGACAAUUGGGUGAUAUCGAUCAAGAUACUUUAAGGAACAUGGUGUUUGUGGGUAAACAUUUGGACUUACCUGAAUUAUCAAAUCGAUGUCAAGAGGAACUGGAAACUAUGAACAAUGAAUCGAAUGCGAUCCGUGCUUACGAUGCGAAAGAAAUGGCAAAGAUACGAUUGGAUUUUGAAAAGUUUUUACAAAGGAUCCUUUAUGCUGCAGCGUAUAUUGAACAACAACAAGAAGGAUCUUAUCUAUUGAAGGAACGACUCUUACCAGAGGAUUCAUCUACAGAUCCAAGAACUUUGUUUGCCGAUGUUGCAGUUAGAUUGGAUGAUGAUAAUACCUUAUUCCCAACCCACAAAGCAUUCCUUUGCCGUUCAACUUAUUUUCGGAACAUGCUAGUUAGUACUUUUGCAGAAGCAAGUGCAAGUCCAUCUACCAUUAUCUAUCAACAAGAUGAUAUCCAGUUGGCCUUACCGGUGGUUGGACUUACAAAUGUACCCUCUGAUAUCUUUCAAUAUGUAUUGGAAUUUUUAUAUACAGAUCGAUGUACUAUUCCCAUUGAUUUGGCAUAUGAAGUCCUAUUAGCAGCAGAUUUAUUAUUCUUGGAUCGACUCAAGGCGUUGGCAGCCAUCACUCUCACUGGUCAAGAUGAACCAUGUAUGGAUAUUUAUGAUUUGAUGCAGAUAGCUCUUGAUCUUAAUGUCGACCGUUUGGAACAAUGGUGUACACAAUACUUUGCCAAACAUUUGGAUGAUUUUGCCAAAGAUCCUGCCUUUUAUCGUUUGAUUCGUCAAAGUGCCCAAUCGAUUUCUGGAAGACAAGAAACAGAUUCGAUUCCAUUUAUUGAUGAAUUACGCUAUUACCUUGGCAAGAUGUAUUGUAUAGAAGAUGCUGAUUUAAAUGCAGCGGGCAAGGUCAAUGAGGAUUAUAAGGAGGAUUGGACUGAUUUGGAAAUGACUUAUAAUUUGAAAUUGGAUUUAUUAGACGAAAUAUUAGAGUCUUUAGGACUAGAAGCUUAGUGAUAUAAUAUAGUUUUUUUUUUUUUUUUUAGAAUUAAAAAAAAGAAUAACUAUCAAUCAACUAGUUACUUUUUGAUGCUUUAC
Molecule: messenger RNA, 1835 nt
Organism: Halteromyces radiatus
Lineage: Eukaryota; Fungi; Mucoromycota; Mucoromycetes; Mucorales; Cunninghamellaceae
Exons: 5
Coding region: 45-1751 (568 amino acids)
Cellular component (GO): cytoplasm; ubiquitin ligase complex
Molecular function (GO): protein binding
Source: RefSeq, a predicted model, not a curated record